AUGGGAGCUAACAACAGUACGCGGCGCGUGUCAUUUGAGUCAGACGAGAACGACAAUGUAACAGUGGUGAAGGGCAUCAGGCUUUCAGAGGACGUCAUCAACCGAAUGCGAGAACCUUCGAAGGCCCCUCGUCCACAGCCUGUUCCUCCUCCUCCAUUUGAUCCGAUCCCCACCUUUCCUCCUCCACCUGCUCCUCCUGCUCCAUCUCAAGAGACUGUAACACCACCACCUCCUCUUCCUCCUCCUCCUCAACCCGUGCAGGUAGAAGCACCCACCAUCAUUGACAUGGUGCUACCCUCAGCCUCCUUGCCCGUAGAUGUGCCUCCCGCUUUUGAGCCGACUACCACUCCUCCUCCCGCUGUUGAGCCGGUAACUAUCCCCUUUGCCUCUCCUUCGGAUCCCCCUGCUUCCGCCCCUUUCCCUGCUUCGGUGGAUUCUGUAACUCCACUAAGCGAACCCCUCUCCUCUCCUGCUUUCCUGUCACCUGAAUCGGACCCCCUCUCCUGCCUUCCUGUUUCUGAGCCUGUUGUUAUCCUGCCAACUCCUUCUCCACAGGCUGAAUUGCCGGCCGAGUCAGAACCCUCUGUUCCUGUCCAGGAGGCCAGUCCAGUUGCACCAACAAUUGAUGAAGAAGCCCUGAAAAAAAGGAUCAGCGAUGAGCUGUACGAAGGCUUGGAGAAGCAGAGGGUCAAGGCGGAGCAAGACCUGCAAGCUUGGCUGGAGGCGGAAAAGUCCCGCGCAUCGGCCCAAUCUCAGGCCGAGGCCAAGCGUCACGUGGAGGACGAGGUGGCCCGCAUUCUGUCGGCCGAACGCGCCGUGGCCCAGGAGAGCAUCCAGCAGGCCGUCAUCAGGGAGCGCAUCGUCAGCGAAGACGAGAAGCUCCGCGUUCAGCUCUACGCUAAACAGCUGGAGGCUAAAGAGGCUGACCUAAGCAAGCAGGAUGCCUUCUACAGGGAGCAGGUGGCUCGACUGGAGGAGAGAAGUGCUCAGUUCUACAAGGUCACCACAGAGAACUACCAUAAAGCCGCUGAUCAAGUGAAUGCCAAGUUCAAACGCUACGACACAUACCCAGUAUGUGCUGACCUGCAGGGCCAGAUCCUCGCGUGCUACAAAGAAAACGCCGGCAAAACCCUCCAUUGCUCCAACAUAGCAGCCAUGUAUCUUCAGUGUGUCAACAAUGCUAAACAGCCUGUAGGUGGCGCUCUGAUGCAGAGUUUCAACAACAAGGAGUCCCCCUCGAGUGCUUUCUGCAAGCAGGAGGGAAUUAGAAAGGAGGGAGUCAGUCCGGAUGCUCAAGACCCCCCCAAAAAGAGCCCACUGGCAGCAAAUUGA
Molecule: messenger RNA, 1332 nt
Organism: Nerophis lumbriciformis (worm pipefish)
Lineage: Eukaryota; Metazoa; Chordata; Actinopteri; Syngnathiformes; Syngnathidae
Source: RefSeq, a predicted model, not a curated record